AUGGGUAAUGCGUGUUGUAAUCACUCAGAAAUCCAUUACAAUCACUUAUAAGGUAACACUUAAAUCUUGACUCCUACGUUAUAAAAAAUAGAGACUUGGAAUUCGUUUCAAGAUGACGAGGAAGACAUUACUUCCCCCCUUAAACAAUAUAUUACACCUAGUGCUGCAUCAAAAGUCGAUCUUGAUUUCUCUUCAGACACCAAUCAGUCUAAAAUGAAAUCAACCAUUUAAUUGCCAGGCUCCAAAAAAUCUGUGAAGAUAAGCUAUGAUAAUUUUGUCACAAUGAAACAAGGGGGAUGGAAAGAACAAUAUAAUCUCAUUAAAAAAUUAGGAUAAGGAAGCUACGGCUGUGUAUGGCUUGCCAAACAUAAGAAAACUGGUAUUUUAAGAGCACUGAAGUAAAUUAAGAAAGACUCACUUUUAUUUGAGGAUUAAGAAAGAAUGUUAUCGGAACUGAAUAUCUUAAAGUCUUUAGAUCAUCCUAAUAUCGUUCGGGUUUUCGAAUGCUUCUAAGAAGAUGAUUAAUAUAUAAUUGUUACUGAACACCUUCCUGGAGGAGAAUUAUUCUAAAGAAUUAAGAAACUGUAAUGCUUUAGUGAGAAAAUGGCAGCUGGCUACAUUAUCUAAAUCCUAAAAGCUGUGAGCUACUGCCAUGAAAAAUAAAUAGUACAUAGAGAUUUGAAACCUGAGAAUAUCCUCUUAAGUGGAUAGGGUGAAGAGGUCAAAGUAAUUGAUUUUGGAACAUCUAGAUACUUUUCAUCAAAUAAUAAUAUGAAGAAACGAUUAGGAACUCCUUAUUAUAUUGCCCCAGAAGUUUUAAAUGGUAAAUAUAAUGAAAAAGUGGAUAUUUGGUCCUGUGGAGUUAUACUAUAUAUUUUUUUAUGCGGGUAUCCUCCUUUUACUGGAAAAACUGAAAAUGAAAUCUUUGCUAAGGUUAAAAUUGGCAAAAUAAUAUUUGACAAAGACGAUUGGUCUAAUGUUUCAAAGGAAGCUAUAGAUUUGAUUAACAAUAUGCUCAAUACUGAUGUCAAAAAAAGGUUCUCUGCCUAAUAAGCUCUCUUACAUCCUUGGGUUUAAAAAAAUGCUAAAUAAGAGAUUAUAUCCUAAUAGUUAUUAAAUAAUAUUGAAAAAUUCUGUGUCAAAAGUAAUUUUCAAAAAGCUAUUAUGACUUUUAUGGUGAAUUAAACUUUGCAAAGCCAAGAAAUCAAUGAACUGAAGGCUACCUUUAAUGCUCUAGAUAAAAAUCUUGAUGGUAAUUUGAGUAAGCUAGAAUUGAUUGCUGGUUAUCAAGAAAUAUUAAAAAACAAAGAAUAGGCAGAAGAUAAAGUUAAUCAGAUAUUAGAUGCUCUAGAUUUGAAUCAUUCAAACUUAAUUGACUAUUCUGAAUUUAUUAUGGGGGCCAUGAAGUUUGAAAAAUUAGUUUCUAUCAAAAGAAUUAAAUAGGCAUUUCGCAUGCUAGACACAAAUGGUGAUGGUUACAUAUCAAAAGAGGAAUUGUAAGAUAGUAUGGGAUUUUUAGAGCCGGAGAUAUGGGAAUAGUUUUUAAAGGAUUGUGACUUGAAUAAGGAUGGAAGAAUCUCUGAAGAAGAAUUUACUAAUAUUUUAGUUACUUUAUGA
Molecule: messenger RNA, 1617 nt
Organism: Paramecium tetraurelia
Lineage: Eukaryota; Ciliophora; Oligohymenophorea; Peniculida; Parameciidae
Exons: 4
Biological process (GO): peptidyl-serine phosphorylation; intracellular signal transduction; protein autophosphorylation
Cellular component (GO): nucleus; cytoplasm
Molecular function (GO): calmodulin binding; calcium ion binding; calcium/calmodulin-dependent protein kinase activity
Source: RefSeq, a predicted model, not a curated record